GAGCAAAUGUCAAAAAAAGCAAAGCAGACUGUCACCACAGUUGAUCAAGUUGUCUGCUGAUUUCUCCGCUUUUAACUGAAAUGGAGCAACCAUUUGAUAAACUUGAUGCUGCUGGUUUUCUGCAAAUCUGGCAAUGCUUCGAUGCAGAUGAUAAUGGCUACAUUGAGGGCAAAGAACUGGAUGAAUUUUUCCGUCAUAUGCUGAAACGACUGAAUUCACAGGAGCAAGUGACUGAAGAAAAAGUGCAGCAAAUGAAGAAGAGGUUCAUGUCGGCCUACGAUGUCACUGCUGAUGGAAAACUGCAGAUUCAGGAGUUGGCCAAUAUGAUUCUCCCCGAGGAUGAAAGCUUUCUGCUCGUGUUCCGCAGAGAAACGCCUCUGAACAACAGCGUUGAAUUCAUGAAGAUAUGGAAGAAGUACGAUGUUGACUGCAGCGGCUACAUUUCAGCUCAGGAGCUCAAGGCUUUCCUGAAAGACCUGUUCCAGCAUCACCAGGAGGAAGUAUCAAAUGACAAGCUGGAGGAGUACACGGAUACCAUGAUGAAAAUCUUUGACAAAAACAAGGAUGGUCGUCUUGACUUAAGUGACAUGGCCAGGAUCUUGGCUCUAGAAAAGAAUUUCCUGCUCCAGUUUAACAUCGACGCCUCCAGUAAAGAGGAGAGGAAGAGAGACUUUAACAAGAUCUUCAACCAUUAUGAUGUUAGUAAGACGGGAGCGCUGGAAGGUCCUGAAGUGGACGGCUUUGUCAAGGACAUGAUGGAACUAAUAAGGCCCAGUAUCACUGGACCUGAACUAGCUGAUCUGCGAAAAGUUCUUCUGAGUCACUGUGAUGUCAACAAGGAUGGGAAGAUCCAGAAAAAUGAGCUUGCCCUGUGUCUGAGAGUGCAACCGUAAUCAGUGCAUUAUGAUACCAUUAACAGCAUGAGUCUGCAUAAUGUGGGACAUUUGAACUUAACGUUUAUCAUGAAGCUCCCCAUGACAGAUCUGUGGAUUUUUAAUUUUUUUUUUUAAAUGUGGCUAAUAUAUAGUUUACUUUUUUAAGUUCCAUAAAGUUGGCAGUUACUGACAUUUGGUCAGGUGCAUGUUUCUUUGUUGAGAAAUGUCAAAGUGAAAUGUGUCGUUCAUUGUGACUGAUGUAAUAUUCUGUUCAGAAAAUAAACUAUAAUCAUUAAAUGUG
Messenger RNA from Thalassophryne amazonica, 1176 nucleotides. RefSeq names its product secretagogin-like. The record is from RefSeq and is a predicted model, not a curated record. The transcript has 11 exons. Gene Ontology annotation, molecular function: calcium ion binding. Gene Ontology annotation, biological process: regulation of long-term synaptic potentiation; regulation of presynaptic cytosolic calcium ion concentration. Gene Ontology annotation, cellular component: synapse; cytosol; terminal bouton. Bases 81 to 893 code for a protein of 270 amino acids. NCBI's taxonomy places the organism in Eukaryota, Metazoa, Chordata, Actinopteri, Batrachoidiformes, Batrachoididae.